CGCCAGUUCACGAAGUCCUACAACCUGUUGAUCCACGAACGGACCCACACGGACGAGAGGCCUUAUUCCUGCGACAUCUGCGGGAAGGCCUUCCGUCGACAGGAUCACCUCAGGGACCACAAAUACAUCCACAGCCGAGAGAAGCCGUUCAAGUGUGAACAGUGCGGGAAGGGGUUCUGCCAGUCUCGUACCCUGGCCGUACACAAGGUACUGCACCUCGAGGACAGCCCCCACAAGUGCCACUUCUGCCAAAAGACCUUCAACCAGAGGUCGAAUCUGAAGACUCACCUCCUGACGCACAUGUCCCUCGGAGGCACGCCUCCUCCCCCUCCCAAUCCUCCUCCUCAGCCGAAGACCAAGGUUCCCUUCAGCAUCGAAGCCAUCCUCAAGUAAGAGGACUCCAUCGAACAAAAACAAAAAUCUCCUCGUAGCCGAUCGAGCGAAAUCUUGAGACGAUCGAGCGCUACGACGAUCGUGCGCUAACCCGGACCCGAUAUACUCAGCCUGAGACCUCAAUUCAUUCGUUGUGUCUUUGUCAUCCCGGUAAUGAUUAUUAAUUAUAUGAACGUGCCAAAAAUACUCCACUUUUACAACCAGGUGCCAAAGCCAACACCCUUUUGCAUACUCGUGUGCCAAAGUUCAUUCGAUCGUGUGCCGUUGAAUCCUCCUACCUUUUUUCGGGAUGUCAUUUUUUUUUGUUCUUCGUUAUAUCAUUCGCUGUGAUAAUGCAAACAUUUUUUGUGCCAAUUGUAUCUUCUUUUUCAAUGUGAAUAAAAUUAUUUAUUCCGAGAUGGAA
This is a messenger RNA of Darwinula stevensoni, 796 nucleotides long. The record is from the annotation of a GenBank genome assembly. NCBI's taxonomy places the organism in Eukaryota, Metazoa, Arthropoda, Ostracoda, Podocopida, Darwinulidae.